This is a messenger RNA of Cyclocybe aegerita, 1023 nucleotides long. The record is from the annotation of a GenBank genome assembly. NCBI's taxonomy places the organism in Eukaryota, Fungi, Basidiomycota, Agaricomycetes, Agaricales, Hemipholiotaceae.
AUGGCUCCUCUAAACGCCGCCGUGAAAGUUCGGCCUAUCGACGCAAAUGCAGGACCGAAAGACAAGGAUCGUCAUAAUAAGCUCUAUGCAGGCAACGUUGAUCCUGACUGGACAGUUGGGAGUGUCACCAACGGCGGAUAUGCCCUUGCCCUAGUUUUGGAGGCUUGUAUGCAGUUCCAGUCAACAACUUCUCAUGUCGACCCAAUUCAUAUCACCGCUCACUUCCUGAGGGCGACAGUACCCUCUCCGUUCACAGUCCGUGUUCGGACAGUGAAGAUUGGUGCAGGCUUCACCAAUUUGACUGCUGACUUUAUGCAAGAGGGAAUGACGAAGAUUAUGACCCAUGCCAUCUUUGGACUGAAUGGACCUUCCCCAACAGACAAGCUAAACUUGUCUCUUAACCCACCUUCUCCAUAUGCACGUCGACAUCCGCUGCAUUCGCAUCCUUCCCAAGCUCCUUUGAAACCUAUGGAUCCCAGGUGGAGGUUUCAUGAAUAUGUCAAGUGCACCGAAGAAACGGAGAUUCGCUCGAGAAACAGCCCUGAUCACCCCAAGCGCACAAACAGCUCUACUGUUGGCGGUGGAGGGCUUGAGUGGGGCUCAUGGCUCGAGCUUGUUGACAAAAGCGAGAGGAUCACUAACCCCGCCCUGGCAUUCCUCGUGGAUAUAUUUUCGAACACUCCAACUCUCUUGCCCAGGAGCGAACGCCCUGGUCUAGAAAUAAGUUGGUUCCCAACGAUGACACUUUCCAUUGAGUUCAAGAACAAGAUCCCGCCACCCUCUUCGUCACACGCAGACCGGACUGUUGGCAUUUACUCUAGCGGCUCAUUUAUGACGCCGCCUCAGGGAAGACACGACGUCUACGUGGAAGUUUGGUCUGCACCGACCAACAUCGGAGAAGGUGACCCACGGGAGAACUGGCGAGAUGACCAAGUCUGUCUAGCAGUAGCCACGCAGAUGGCCCUCGCCCUCCCUAUGGAGGUGAAUGAGAGAAAAGGAAGGUUAUCGUUUACGAAAUUGUAA